This is a messenger RNA of Cydia pomonella (codling moth), 4295 nucleotides long. RefSeq names its product segmentation protein Runt (gene run). The record is from RefSeq and is a predicted model, not a curated record. The transcript has 3 exons. Gene Ontology annotation, molecular function: ATP binding; RNA polymerase II cis-regulatory region sequence-specific DNA binding; DNA-binding transcription factor activity, RNA polymerase II-specific. Gene Ontology annotation, biological process: regulation of DNA-templated transcription. The coding region runs from base 1807 to 3030 and encodes 407 amino acids. Lineage: Eukaryota; Metazoa; Arthropoda; Insecta; Lepidoptera; Tortricidae. Gene Ontology annotation, cellular component: nucleus.
CUUCACCUAAAACCUAGUGGUAAAUAUGUAUCAAAUGAUAUUCCGUAAGUACAUAAGUUCCGAAAAACUCAUUGGCAAGAGUCAGGAUUCAAAGGUGUAUGUGAAGACCUCAACCGUCAUUGAGCCAGCGUGGGGACUAAUAUAGGCCAAACCCUCUCGCGCAUGAGAGGAGGCAUGUGCUCAGUAGCUGAAUUAUUAUUAUUAUUAUUGUUUCCAAAUUUUUAUAACACGUUCAAACUUUCGAACAUCGAUUCCAUAUUUGUAACUGUUUUUUUGUAAUUUUUAUUGUUUGUAAAAAUGGACAUGUAAAAGUGCACCUGUGGCCUAUUUGCUGAAUAAAUGUUUGAUAUUUCUUAACAAUAAAGUAACUAUUAUCUACUAACUGAACGAAAGAUAAUAUAAACAAUAAUUUCUCUCGUAGUACCUAUUUGGAAGUAGGUAAGUAUUACUCGUAAUUAUAUAAUGGAUUAUUAUCCCAUAAUAACAUAACUCACAACAUAAGUUUGACAAUGAUUAAACAAUAAUUACAAUUUACAAUGCAUCUUGCGUGUUCCAAUAUACGAAACCAAAUUAAAUCAAGUUAAGUUUUUAAAGUUCAAAUGUCGCUCCAGAGCGCUUAAAUCGCAAACGCAUCGAAACAAGCCGCCAACUAACUUUUCCGUGCAUUCUCGAAGUUUCCCGGAGCGCGGGAAAGUGGCGAAGUCGCGGCCCACCGCCACGCCCCUCUUGCGUCCCGCUCGCACGCGGCUAACCGCAACCGACUAAUUCUUUCCGUACUUUAUUUUCUUACAAGAUAUAUUGGGUUUUGAGGUUUUCCAUUUUGUAUUUAUUGAGAACUGGUUCUCAAUACGUAACAUAUGAUUCUUCAGGCUACGACUGUAGUAGGUACUGGUAAAGUUACUGUGAAGGAUUAUAUUUAAUUAUAGUUCAGUAACUAGUUAUAAAAACUCAGUUCCCAAGUAUCUGAAGCAUUUAUUAAUUAAAGUGAAUGAGAAUCAAAUAUAUUUCCGUAACCCGCUUAAAAUAUGGCAAUUACAGGCGUCAAUCAAAAACCCCUGUCGUUGAAAUAGCUCGCGUGCUCCGUUAAUGAAGUGCCACCCCGCGAGUGCUCCCGGCUCCAAACAUGAAAAUCAUAAUUUUUCAUGAGCUCGUUGAUAGGUUUUCGCGCCGGCCGCGGUUUCCCGCCGCCCCGCGCCCUAAUUACCGCCGCCUCACGAUACGUCACCGCGGUGCCUCAAAAAAAUCCUCCCAUCCCUCUCCCACACGACACCGGUGAGCCGCGGUGUCCCACUCCGCUGAACAUUUUUAUAAAAACGCAGAGACCGACCGCUACUGUCCCGCUUCUACCCGCUGCGGCUCCGCGGCGCCCGCACCCUUCGUCUCCUUCCCGCUUUUUACGAGACGCAGGGGCCGCCACCCGGGUGGGGGGCGGCGACCGCGCGAACGCAAAAUAUUGACCAUCGGAAAAAGUCGCGUCGUAUCGCAGUCAUCAGUCGAAACCGAGUCCUCGCGAGCACGCGUCCCCUUCGCUGCGACUUCGGCGCGAGUCGUGAGUCUUCGGAUUGCGGUCACGGCGAUCCCACCGCCCGCUUAUUUUUCGAUCCCCGCCCGACGUCUUCCGCGCGCCCAACAAGUGGCGUAGUCGCUCACACGACGUCGCACCCGCGUGAGCACAACUUUCCGGAGCGCGCGACUUUGUUCGAAAUUUGAUCGCGUGUUUGGAAACUUUUUCCGAGUGUCUAUAAACUUUAGUGACGUGACGAAGGACUUCAGUGGCGUGUUGAUACGAGGGUUAGACUGGAGUCGAUGCACUUACCGCACGCGAGCCCUCCCGCAGCCAGUAUGGCGGAUGUAUACUCCCAUAUCCACGAUUACUACCGGCAGAGCCAUGGAGAGCUGGUGCAAACUGGAUCUCCUGCCGUUUUAUGUUCAGCGCUUCCGAACCAUUGGCGGUCAAACAAAUCUCUACCGGUGGCUUUCAAAGUGGUCGCCUUGGAUGAUGUCCAGGACGGGACAUUGGUGACCAUCAAGGCUGGGAAUGAUGAAAAUGUGAUGGCCGAGCUGAGGAACUGUACGGCGGUGAUGAAGAACCAAGUGGCCAAGUUCAACGACCUUCGGUUCGUGGGUCGCAGCGGCCGUGGGAAGUCCUUCUCUCUGACCAUCACUAUCAGUACCUUCCCCAGCCAAGUGGCUUCUUACACCAAGGCCAUCAAAGUCACCGUUGAUGGACCAAGAGAACCUAGAACUAAACAAAAUUACGGAUACGGGCAUCCCGGCGCUUUCAGUCCGUUCCUUCUUAACCCGGGGUGGCUGGACGCGGCGUACCUCAACUACGCGUGGGCCGACUACUUCAGGCCACCGCAGAUGCGGGAUCAAGCCCUUGUUAAAGGUGGAACCUUACCGCCUCCCGUGCCACUACCGGGAGCGGAUCUCUUCCCGUUCCCUCCUGCAAUGGCUAACCUGCCGCCAGGAGCAGGCGGUCUGAUACCUUCGCCCGGCGCAUUCCUGCCAGGCAAUGGACUCUUGCCAUUCGGUCCGCAUCCUGGUGAUUUGGCGUUGAAGUCGUUGCCUCCUGAGCUAACAAUGAAAAACGGAAUCAGUCCUUAUGAUGCCUUGAGACAGCUUCAAAGCAACGUGUCUUCAUUGGACAAUUCUAGUGCUCGUCUGUCUCCAACGAGCAGUAGGCAGAGCGGCAGUCCGCGCAGCAUAAUCAAUGCCAGUCCGGAUAGAUCGAAAGCGGACUCGAAGUCUGAAGUGAAGUCAGAAGCCACAAUCUCUGAUGAGUCGGACGAAGAGCCGAUAGAGGUGGUGAAAUCAGCGUUCCACCCGACUAGACCUGCGAAUGUUGAGUUGCAGGAAAUGAAACAAGUACAGGCGGCUGACUCGACAGUGUCGGACCGGCCGCGUAUGCGCAACGAACUUAAAGCGCCGACGCAGCGCACCACGCGCAUCGUCUCUACCAGUCCCACAUCAACCAAAAUCGCCAACGGGACGAUAUCAACGCACAAAUCCGUCUGGCGGCCAUAUUAACCAUAGUAGUCAAGUGUUAUCUUAUUUGUAGUAUCCGCUCUUCUUAGAGCUUGUUAAAAUGUGAUAAACCAAUGAGCUUGUACAUAAGGUGUAAAGAUUUAAAUUUGAUUUAUACAAGAUAUUUAUUGUUAGCGUGAUCUUAAGAUUUGUGAUUUAGAAUUUCUAGCUGGUCUAGAUUAUUGUACCGAUGCAUGUAAAUAGAUAUUAAAGGUACUUGAAAUAAAUGUACAAUACGGUUAGUAUUAUUGCACAUGUGUUCAAGCUUGUCUACAUUAGAGUACCUAAGUAUUGUUUAUUUUUAAAAUAUUUUAUUAGGUAGUACUUCAUAGCGACGUUUAAAACCAUUUAGAUAUAACAAAUAGAUGUAUUUGACGAUUUUCUUUGAAAAUGACUGAUUACUAUUAAUCUAAGAUACAGAGACUUGUAUCAUUGUAAAUAAUGUAAGUACAUAUUUAUUAACUUGACAAAGUGUAGAUAUAGUCAUAAUGGUAAUUAUGCCGGUUGUAAAAAUGUAUUUAGAAAAUCGAGAUAAAGAGAGUAUUAUAAAAAUUAAAACACAAUUUUAUUACACAUCCUAAUUUCACCCCAUUAUAUCUGAAGAGCAAUUUUAACCAAGGAUCUGACCUCCCCGGCUCACUCGAUGAAAAGCCAUGUGGUUAUUGUUUGUUGGUAUAAGAAGAAACAAACACAUGGCAAGGCGACUACUGCGCCUUAUUUGUGGCCGAACACGUACACAAUCUGUCAAGCACAUGUUUGCGAAGGACAUUGCGGUGACUGGUACUCUAUAAAUUAUACCUACAUAUCUGACAGUAUUUACAAUCUUAAUUUCAGUAGCAAUAUAAUUUAUUUAGUGGAGUUACGAACUCCCACUAGUACUGCUAAAUAAACUAAUACACACUAUAAUUACGGAACAAAGUUGAUAACAAUAGUUAUUUGUACAACAAGAGAGCAAAGUUUGAUAUUUCUUCGAGUGCUUAUUUUGAGUCCUGCGAAGAUUACUUUGAGUCCUCCCGUGAAGCGAACGAUUCUAAUUUCGAAUCUUGAUCGCAGGAAGAGACUCAAAAGCGCACGUGAUGUAAAUAACUUUGAUCACGUGUAGUACACUAUAUUUUUCACGACAGCAGUGAGAACAUAUUUGGAAGGUAAAAAUACAACCUGAAAAAAUGUAAUCCGUCUUCAUCACUAUUUCACUCAUGUUUUCUUAAGGUAUUAUAACAAUUAAGUUUAAUUAUCGCAAUAAAACAAAACGAAAUAAAAUUUCAAUA